Molecule: messenger RNA, 4266 nt
Organism: Bubalus bubalis (water buffalo)
Lineage: Eukaryota; Metazoa; Chordata; Mammalia; Artiodactyla; Bovidae
Exons: 14
Coding region: 2101-3948 (615 amino acids)
Source: RefSeq, a predicted model, not a curated record
ACCACCCUUAUGGCAGAAAGUGAAGAGGAACUAAAAAGCCUCUUGAUGAAAGUGAAAGUGGAGAGUGAAAAAGUUGUAACCUUAAGAAGCUUAUAAAGAACAAAUAUAAAAUUAACAGAGUAUGGACAGGCCUUUUAACUUUUCUUGUGCUUCUUCCCUGUGUUGUUUUAGAGCUGGGGAAUAUUUUUCUUUUUUGGAAAGGGAAAAGCUUUGUGAAGAGUCCUUUAGUCCGUUUUUUAAUGUGACAAUUACAAAUAGGAACUCAUAGUUAACUAACUUUUAGAUGACAGUAAUCCAACUGUGAAAGCCUUUCUCAGCUAUUCCCAUUCUCUUUUAUAAAUCUAGCUCUUGUUUUUUUUAAUCUAACUCCCUUUAUAACUAUAUUUUUAUGCUUUGAUUAGUGAUGCCAUAAGAUAUUUCUUUGUACAUAUAUGCUUUAUAGUGAAUUUCCGUUUGUUGACCUGUCUUUCCAGAAACGUGUGGAAACUAGUACAACUCUACUGAACUUACUUUGUUUCUCACCAGAAUCCUUUGGGGCAACUAGAGAAUUGGAGUCACCACCUGAAGUAGAACUAGAAGACUGACACAAAAGGCAUAACAGAAGGGAGGAGCUCAGAAAAUAGGAUAGCAAUUUAAAAAAUGGUGAUUCCAGAGGGACAGUUUUAGAGGUACAUCUUUAUCUAUAGCUGGGGGAUAUUCAAGCUAUAGGUAUGAAAGAAUAAAAAGAUCAAGAUCUUGGGGAGCUAGGAAAAGCAAGCAAUUUUUUUAAAGAUAGUCUUUAUAUCCUCUUAGGAAAUCCCAAAGAGUAUAGGAGAAAGAGUAAUUGUGGGCUCUCUGUGGGGGAAGGAGAAAAACUAUAAUUCAUUCUUAUGAAGAGAAAAAGAGGUGCUUCUCGAAGACCUUUCCAUACCUGAAGUGGAGAUAUGACUGAAAAUGGGCAGAUUUAUACUUGGAAUUGUCCUUGAAAGUAACUAAUGACUGAAAUAAACAUUUCUCUGCCUCUGGUUUAAAUGUUGUCCUUCACUCACUUUCACUCCCUCUGCCCUUACAGCUCCUUCAACCCAAGAGAUGUUCCACAGACUGCUUCAUCUAAACUCAGUUUCAUCACCUUACCUAUUUUUCUACUUUAUCUUUUCUCAAGAAUGUGAGUGCCGUAGUUUAUACUUGGCAAAAAUCUCACCUGGAUAUGCCUUUGUUUUCUAUGCACUUAAGAUGGUAGCUGAAUAUUUUUAAUUUACCAGUAGUAAAGUCAUUACUUGUGGAGAUGUUUUACUAAAACAAAUUACCAUAAAAAAUUAAAAUCACUUAAGGAACACUUGAAUAUUUUAACUAAGAAUUGUGAAUUUUUUUUGCAACAUCAGUGCAAUGUAGUAGAAAAAACAUAGAUCUCAGAAAUAGGAGACUUGGGUUCAUGUUGAUUCUGACACUUAGUAGUUUAGACAAUCAAAUGACUUUGGAACCUCUGUUUCUCAUUUGUAAAAGUGGGAUUGUAUUACUACCUACCUCAUAGGGUGGUAGUAAUGAAAUAACAUGUCAAAGCACCCAGCAGAAGGGUUGGCACUGAAUAAAAACUCAGUAAGUGUUGUAUCUGAGCAGCCAAAAAGAGAAAAAAUUGUCAUAGAUCCUGAGUUGCAGGGGUUAAAGCCUGAAAGCAAGAACCAAAAGGUACUCUUCAUAAAAGUGAGAAUAUUCUAAAUUUACUUUUUUUUUUCUUUUUCUGCAUGCCUAGGAUGAAAUUGCUUUGAUUUGUUCCCUGGCUCAGGUUUCUAGUGGGGGUUGGGUAAAGAAUACAAUCCUACCAUGAUGUGGAAAUAUGUACUCAUAGCAACUUGAUUUGAAGUUUGUUUGGGUUGUUGGGGUGACAUGUAUUAGGAAAGAUGAUAAAGAAUGGUCUCCUGUUGCUCCAUCACAAUUACUGAACUGAAAAUGUGUCUCUGCUCACAGACUGCUGCUUGCCUUUGACUCCUCAGGGGGUGGAGCAAACGAUUUCCUUCCUGGAUGGGGCUGUCUAUGGUCAGUGUACAAGAGUUGCUGUAGCAACCCCGCAGCUGUGCUCUGCCUAGCAGAAACUCGGGAUCAGAAAAUUAGUAAUUGCAAACCAUGGAUGAAAUUUAUAAGAUCGCUUCCACAGAAAGGAUCCAGGUGUUGGAAAAAGAACUGGCUACACAAUUGAGUGAGCUGAAGUCUGAGAUAGAAGAACAAUGGACUCUCCAGGGGUCAGCUCAUCAAACUUACAGCUCUGUUCGAAUGCCCAAGGACAUCUCUUACUUUAGAAGAGAAAGGGAACUGGCCCUAAAGAAAACUUUACAGGUGGCUGAGUCAAAGUCCCUUGUUAUUCAACCAGAUGUCAUGCAGAGGGAGCUAGAGAGCUGCCUAAGGAGAGAGUACACUCCUGAAAAUGUACCUUUGCUUCUGUUGCAGCAUUAUACAGAGAGAAUUACCCAGCUGGCCCAGAGUAAAUAUUUACACAUGCUUAGGUGGAAGAGAUUUUGCCAUCACAGUAAGAUCAUGGAGCAACUUUAUCCUUUUUACAAGAAACAAGUUGUCUACAUUAUGCAGGAAUACAAUGAUGCUCUUCAGAGAGCUGAUCGAUUGUCUGUUGCACGAGAAAACUUCCUUAUGGGAAAAAAGAACACUCCUAACUUAGUGACACAGGAAGACCUGACUAUUUACACAAAUUGGUUAGUGUGUCACCUACACUCACUCAAGAUUAUUCACCGCUAUGUGCAGGCUCUCCAGUAUUUACCCAUCUCCAAAGCUCUGAGUGUAGCUGUUGAUGAAGUCCCCGAAGUUGGUCAGGAAAAUGAAAAGUUUCCUGUUGAUGACACUGACCCUGACAUCCAGGGUUCUGCAUCUCCAGACUCUAUGAAUACCAGUGUUUCAGGGCCAAUGAGAACAGAAACUGCUUUCGUUCUGCCCCAACACACAACAGAAACAGAAGAACUGAAACCUCAGCUGAGGCUUCUGCUCUCGCAUUUCAGUAUCUCAUAUGACGUGGAAGAGCUGAGCGAUGCGUCUAAGGAGACAGAACUUUUUGCCUUGGUUUCCCAAAAAUUUCAAAGCAUCUUCAUGGAGCAACAGAGAAUGCAAACGUUUCCAGACUAUAAUGCUGGGAUAGCUAAAGUGGAAAAUUUGAAUUUGGCAGGACCUCGUAGGGCCUUGAAAAAGAGAGCCAACUGGACUUCCUUUAUAAAGAUUAAGCCAAAAUGUGAUCCUUGGCAAAAGAAGCUUUUGACCAAACUAAAAGAACGGAGAAGAAUAGAUGUAUUAAUGCAACUCCAAGCAAAGUUUUUGAAGAUUUCCAAUCCUGAGCAAGUAAUGCAAGUGCUCCAGGAUCAUGCUGCAAAGACAGUCUUGCUGGCUUCAUCUCAUCCAACAUGUGUGGCUUCCCAGGGCAACUAUGACCAAAUCUGGGAGACUAUUUAUAGCAACAUCAACCUCUACCAGAAUGAAAACACUAAGGAAGAUGACCUUUCAGUGCAACGAGAUGAAAAUGACCCAGCACUAUUAAAUCUUAGCCAGUGUGCUAAUAAGCCUGUGAAGCAGAAGAAAGAGACAGGUUACAGUUAUGCAGUGGCCCUACAGCUGCUGGGCUUGAAUGACAGGACUGGGCCCAGUGACAGGGAUCCUGUCCUGAUGAGGGGGACCUACUUGUCCUUUCUGUAUCUGCGUCACCUGAGGAUCCGGGAGCUGCAGCACAUCUGCUUAGGAAUUCUAAACUAUUUUAGAUCUGUUGAGCGAACACUGACGAUCAACACUUCAGGCCUUACCUUGGUUUCAGGGAGCUUGGUCCCUACCUCAGAAGGCAGUUCCUGGGUAAAUAAAGCAAAAGGAGGCAUGGGCACCUCGCAAGGGCUAGGCGCUCACCACUAUGCCCACAGGACACCUGCCGAGCACAGGGUGAGGAUUGUGUUACAGUUUUUUUCCCAUGAUUAUCUUGUCUUCUAAGCCACUCCUUCUUAGCACCUGGAAUCAGUUAAAAUGAUGAAGUAACAGGUGGGAGUUUCUAGGAAAAUAACUUUUUUGAAAAAUUGCAGUGAAAAGGGAAAUGGCUUUUUAACCACAAUAAAUACAGUGUCCAUUUGAGAGCAGGACAUAGGCAGAGAACACAAAGGCCUGGAAACCACAAUAGGAAGGAAGGCAGGCAUUUCAGCUGCUGAUUUAUCCACUUUAUAGUGAACAGACCAAGAGUAGCCCUUUCAGAGAACCACAUGUCCUUACAGAGAAAUUCUUAUAAGACCCUCCUUGACAUUGCAAGAAGUAUUU